This is a messenger RNA of Cherax quadricarinatus, 5355 nucleotides long. RefSeq lists its product as uncharacterized. The record is from RefSeq and is a predicted model, not a curated record. NCBI's taxonomy places the organism in Eukaryota, Metazoa, Arthropoda, Malacostraca, Decapoda, Parastacidae.
GUGGAACUCCGCCAGGGCCGCCAAUUCUGCUCCAGGUUUUCAGUAGAGCUAAAAAUGGCCGUCCUGGUCAACGUUCAUCACUUGCUGCUACCAACACUCACUGCUAAAAUGAGAUGUUUUCACUAGAUCUGGCGACGUAACUAACAAGGUAACAAUGAAGUGUAAAGUAAAUGAGUUGCCAACCAAUGGUGUGGGAAGGUCUCGUAACUGUUCUCUGACUGGCUCUUCUUCGCCUAUCAAGUUACACAGAGAAGAUGCUACACUUAAAACCAGGAGCAACAAAACGUCUAAAAAUGAAGGGAACAUUCUACGAAGGUCAUCUCGACGAGCAACCAUUGAGCGCAGAGUGUGGGCCGUUCCCAAGAAGUCCUCAAAACCUACUCCAACAAAUGUUAAAGAGAAGAGCCCUCAAAAAUCAGUCAAAAAAGAGAAAGAUAAAAAAGACAGAAGCAAAACAGACAUUAAGAAUAUGGAGAGAAUGCAGUUGUGUGAAGGCACUAAGAGAGGCCUCAUCACUCCAGAAGAAGCAGGAAAUGCAAGAAGAAAAGUUAAGAAAAAAGAAGGCCGCAGUGAUGUAGGUACAAACAAAGAUACUCUAAGUGAGGACUUAUUAGCAAGAGAGUAUGUUAAAAAGGAGAAAGUUACCUUUGUGGAAGAGGAUGAUGAAACUGAUUACAAAUCCCAAAUCAGACAAACGUGUAAAGAUAUUAAGUCCAGUGUUGAUUGCAAAAAUGUUUGUGUAAAUAAAUGUGAGUUUGUUGACAAUGAUGAAAGAACAGGUGUUCCUUGUGUGGCUCUCGUUAAUGAUAACUGUCAAAAAUUUAGUUCAAGUACUUUAUGUAGUGUUGUGGAUAACAGUAGAGGAGUAGAGGAGACUUUAUGUAUUGAAGAUGUAUGUCUCAAUAAAGCAGUGAUUGAAGAGGUAGUGCCUGACUGUCAAAUUUCAGAGUCUCAGAAUAUUGAAAAUUCUGUAAAUUCUGGGGGUCAUGAUGCUUUUUCCACAGGUAGUGUUAAUUCCAGUGAGGCAUUUAGAAGUGUAGAAAAUGCAGUAGGUCAUUUUUACAGUGAAGGCAGGUUAUUAGGCAGUGAUAAGUCUACAGACAAUUUUGACACACACAAACAAGACAGUGAUAAAUGUAGACAAGUGAUAGAAAGAGGUGUUGAAAAUGUUGAGAACCACAGUUUAGUAAGUACCUACAGUGACCAACAUGUAAAAACUCAACAACUUAAAAGUGUGGAGGAGCUGUCUGAGAUGAAAGAGAAGUGUGUGCAGGACAUUGGAGAAAAAGAGGUGACAGGCACUUGUAAACCUCCAUUUGAUAUAUGUACUAAGAAUAUUGGUAAAGGAAUAAAUCAAAAUGUUGAAGGUCAAGAAGAACAUCAUGAAAUGAAAAAUAAAAUUGUGAGAGAAAAUGUAUUAGAAAAUAGUGCAUCUAAGGAGAGAGCAAUUUUAAAAAGUGCACUUGCACCAGAGAAAGACACAGUUAGACUACCAAAUAACAUAACUCCAAAUUUUUCCACGAAUAGUGAAAGCAGCACAGUUGUGGUUCCCAUAGAGCAUCCUGAGAUGGAGCCCCAGCCAGACAGUGAAGAAGAGGACCAUGUCUCUUUGAGUGUGGCACUUGCUCAACUUGUUGAUUCUGGCUGCAGCGAUGAGGUUGAAGGUACUGAGACAGUGACCAUUCACUCUGCUUCAUCUGUGGUGCAAGUGACUGAGCAGAAAACGGGGGCAAUAGUGACACUGGAGCUUAACUCAAAAGAUGGGAACAGAGAAAAAAAUGGAAUUCAGGACAACUAUAUUGAAGAUGAAGAAGGUGAUUUAGUUAUCAAAGAGGAAGAUGAUGAUGAUGAGGUUGGGGAUACCUAUGAUAAAAAUGGCAUUAUUGAGAGCAGCAGUGAUGAUACAGGUGAAGACGAAGAGGAAUUCAAGAUGUCAGAUGGUAGAGAGAGCAACACUCAGGGAUGCAUUUCUUUGGUUAGCCCUGACAAGUUAUCUGAAAUAGGACCAGAUGCAGCCUCUCAUACAGAUGGUAAGAGUUUUAAUGAUGAUCAAGAGUUGCGUCCACAGAAGCCAAAGAAGCAAAUUCCACCUUUAAUUAAGAUUAGUUCACGGCCACCAGCCAUAAAAACUCCUCUGAAGUGUCCUGAAUGCCCCAUGCAGUUCUGCACCGUACGAUCACUGCUCUGGCAUUUUGGAACCCAUGGAGCACGAUCACGAGAAAAUUGUUUGCCACCCAUCCUUCUACAAGAUCUAAUUGUUCCAUGGGAUAAACCCACUGUUAAUUUGUUUAUAUCACAGUCUUCAGAGAGUGACAAGAAUGUAGAAAAAGGAGUGAGCUUUGCUGACACAGUUUUAUCAACUUCCUUGUCAGAUACAACAGUCAAACUUGAUGCAUUGGGUAAACAGGAUAUGACAGUGACCACAAUUAUAAGAACAGAUGAUUAUAUGGGUACUAAUGGAGAUGUUAUCCUCAAAGUACCAAUUCCUAGGUUAAAACCCAAGUCUCACACUCCUGCAGCAUUAAAGAAAGACAAGUUUGUGAACAUCUUGCCUAAGAUGACAACUGGGGAUGGACAGACCUCUAUCAAUUCCACCCAAAUCAAUCCACAGCCUAUACGAAGACCAUCCAUUUCUCCUACACCACAAAUAACAAUACAACCACAGAAUGGUAGAGCUGUUGAUAUGGUUACAAUAACACCACAACAUCAGGUUCCAAAAAUCACAAUCCGAGCUGAGAACUCAGCACAGCACAUUCAGAUUCAUCCAGCAGUAUCGUCUCAUUCUACAGUUCAAAUUCAGCCUUUAGUGUCAUCACCUCAGUCAACAGUCCAAAUUCAGCCAAUUGUAUCAUCUCAGUCAACAUUACAAAUUCAGCCAUUGGCAUCUUCUUCACAUUCAACAGUCCACAUCCAACCAUUAGUCUCAUCAUCACAAUCAGCAGUUCAAAUUCAACCCCUAGUUUCAUCUACAGCAUCAGCAAUCCAAGUUCGACCAGUUGUCACAAGUACGAAAGCCUCUUGUUCUGCACCUAGUCACAUUGCUUUGAUUCCCAUGGAUAACUUAGCUGCAGUAGGACAAAACUUAGGCUCAAGAACACCCAAAAUUAAUUCUGCUCCAUUAAGUAUGAUAACCCCAUCUUCACUUCCUGGAAAAACAUCUACCCCAGUUGACAGUGUGUUGGAGAAGGAUGGUUUAGUGAUGAUUAAUUCUAACCUAGCUUUACACAUUGUAUCAUCAUUACCGAGCACUCUAGAUACCGGUACUAGCACAACAAACACAACCACUAUCCGACCCAUUGCUAGUCACUUGACAAACAACCUCACCAUCUUACCUCAGAUGGAUGGAAGCAAUAUUGUUAACUCAAAGAAGGAGAGCGUAAAAAAUCCUGAUAUUCUUACUAUUGUGCCUCAGGUUGAUUUGAGUAAGAAAGUGUCUUUACUAAAGACAGCCACACCGGUUUCUAGUCCUCAUGUAGCAAGGAUUUCAAAGUCAUCUGUUGCGCCUUCUCAAGUUGUCAAAUUGUAUCUAUUACAACCCAAAGAUCCAAGGAGUGAUGGUACAGUGAAGCUGAGCAUAGCAGCAGAAACUUCUAGCAGAGUCAAUGGAAUUGAAAUACCUGUGCCAUUUGCAAGUGAGAAAGAAAGAACAAAGUGUGAAAAUUUCUAUUCAAAACAUGUUGAGGAAUCUGAUGAUGAUGAUGAAGGAAUGGUAAUUGAUGAUGGAAAGGAGGGGGAUGAUGAUAUGAUGGAUCCUCUUAGUUUAUGUGCUGUGACAAUGGAAGAUGAAAAUCUUGAUAUUUCAAAUAGUGGUAACCAAGCUGGUCAGUUUAAUCCCAGUACUGCUGCCAUUUCAACUGAUAAAGUCACCAUAAAAAAAGUACCUGUUAAAUCCAAAGGUAAGAGCAUCCAAGGAGUUGAUAUUGUGAAGUAUGAAGCCAGAAAAUAUGUUUGUUGUUAUUGUAACAGACGAUUUGGUUGGUCAACAGAUUUGAAACGACAUGUAAUUCUUCAUACUGGUGAAAAACCGUUUCAGUGUAAGGUAUGUCCAACAGCAUUCACGAGAAAAUUUCUUUUACAAAACCAUAUGAAAAGAAUGCACCCAGACAAAUGUAAAAUGUCAGACCUGUGGCCUUAGGAAAUAUUUGGCAUUUAUGGUCUUUCAUUACUAUAAAUUUUAGCCAGUGAUUUUUGGUGAUUUAAUUGUAAGUUUUACAGAACACUAAACACAAGAGUGAGGACACUGAUGCUUAGCAGUGCUGCUUAUGGGCAUUAAAACUCUUUCAAACCAUUCAUUAGUCAAAAUAUGGUCAAAAACAACUAUACAUGUAAUUACUUAGAUGCUAGUCAACAUAUCCUAUGGAAUUCAGCAAGAGUAAUUUCAUGAAGGCUUGGGACGGUACAGCAUGUGGUCACUAGCCCAUCAGGAAAUGGAACUUUCCACAUGCACUGAGGCAUAACUCUCUUAGGAGAAUUAAAAAAAAAUUACUGAAAUUGUAGUGUAAUGUAAGAUUUUUUAAUAUUUUGGGUUGAGCAAAGUUUUAUAUAGUUUUCAAGAACUUUAACUAUUGUGGUUAAUGGAAAAUCUCAAGUGUAGGUAAUUCUAGUCUUUAAGAGCAAAAGCCCACUGAUACAUACAUAUAUGCAUACAUACAUUGAUACAUACAUACUGUAUACUUACCAGAAGAUAUCAGAAACACUGCUGGGACAAGUAUGGAAGCCUUCAAGAGGAAACUGGACAAGUAUCUUCACUAAGUGCAAGAUCAACCAGGCUGUGAUGGAUAUGUGGGUCAGCAUGCUACCAGCAGCAACAGUCUGGUUGACCAGAAAAGCACCAGAUGAGCCUGGCCCAAGGCUGUACUCUGGGAGUAGAAACACUCUCAGAACUCAUCAAAGGUACAUACAAACUAACACGUUGCUGGGCCAAUUCUAGGAAUGCCUCAUUGGUCAGAAUGCAUAAAAAGGUCAUUGAAUAAUUUUUAUUGAGCAUUGACAAAUGUUCACCACAUUUCAGUUAGUCAUACAAACAUAUCAAAGUAACAUUAAAAAAAUAAGUUUAUAACCAAAAAUUGAUAAGAAGUGAAGAGGCAUAGAAAAGGCAUUGUUUACAAAGUACAUCACAGAUUCAGCAGUUAUCUGGAAUAUUAACAACAAGGCUUGGCAUCAGGACUACAACCAAAAUGAUUCAUUUAUUGUAUAGCAGAUUUGAACAGUAAUAGGUUUUUUCUGGCAUAUUAUAACUGUCAUUAACUGGCCACUAUAAGAUUUGCUUCCAUGGAAGCCUAGUAGGUUUAGUGGGCUAGGAACCUUCUGUAAGAAUUCAAAAUAAAUAUUCUUUUCUGUUAGUAUAGAAAAAUU